Molecule: messenger RNA, 1617 nt
Organism: Gryllus bimaculatus (two-spotted cricket)
Lineage: Eukaryota; Metazoa; Arthropoda; Insecta; Orthoptera; Gryllidae
Source: the annotation of a GenBank genome assembly
AUGUUUCCUAGUAUAAUUCUUUUGAAGGAAGGUGUUGAAAAUUCUCAAGGAAAAGAGCAAUUGAUCUCUAACAUAAAUGUAUGCCAAUCUCUUUUGGAUGCUGUGCGAACAACUCUUGGUCCUCGGGGAAUGGAUAAGUUGAUUGUAAAUGAAGUAGGUAAAACCACUAUAUCAAAUGAUGGAGCUUGUAUUCUUAAAGCAUUAGAUGUCUGUCAUCCCGCAGCUGAAAUAUUGGUAAACGUUGCUAAAUCUCAAGAUGCUGAAGUAGGAGAUGGAACUACUUCGGUGGUUCUUCUUACGGGAGAGUACCUCAAAAACCUCAAAUCAUUCAUAGAGGAAGGAGUGCAUCCACGUUUUGUUAUGAAGUCCCUUCGACAAGCAACCAAUUUUGCUAUUGAAAAAAUUAAAUCUAUUUCAAUAAGAAUUGAAGACAAGGAUAAGGAAAAGGAAUUCCGAAAUCUACUAGAAAAAUGUGCCAUGACAGCACUUGGUUCAAAAUUAAUAAGUCACCAAAAAAAUUUUUUUGGGAAAAUGGUUGUUGAUGCUGUUCUAAUGUUGGACGAGACUUUAGGUCAGAAAAUGAUAGGAAUAAAAAAAGUAUUAGGUGGCGCAUUGGAGGAUUCCCUUCUUGUAGCUGGAGUGGCGUUUAAAAAGACUUUCUCAUAUGCAGGAUUUGAGAUGCAACCAAAGCGAUACAGUAACCUCAAAAUUGCUAUUUUAAAUAUAGAACUUGAAUUGAAAGCAGAAAAAGAUAAUGCUGAAAUAAGAAUUUCUGAUGUUCAUGAAUACCAAAAAAUUGUUGAUGCUGAGUGGAAAAUCCUUUACAUUAAACUAGAUUUAAUUAUUAAAAGUGGAGCCCAAGUAGUCCUUUCUAAAUUACCAAUUGGUGAUGUAGCAACUCAGUAUUUUGCAGAUAGAAAUGUAUUUUGUGCUGGGCGAGUGCCAGAUGAAGACAUGGAUCGAACACUGAAAGCUUGUGGUGGAUCAUUGGUAUCUGUUGUGCAAGAUAUUUCAGAUCUGAACUUAGGCAGCUGCAAAACUUUCGAAGAAAGACAAGUAGGAAAUGAAAGAUAUAAUAUUUUUACUGGUUGUCCCCAAGCAAAAACAUGUACAAUUAUUCUCCGAGGAGCAGCACAACAAAUUAUGGAUGAAAUGGAGAGAUCAAUUCAUGAUGCUAUAAUGGUUGUUCGCCGCACUAUUAAAAAUGAUGCAAUUGUGGCUGGAGGAGGAGCAAUAGAAAUGGAAUUGAGUCGUGCUUUGAGAGAUUAUUCUCGUUCAAUUGAAGGAAAAGAACAAUUGCUAAUUGGAGCAGUUGCUAAAUCUUUGGAAGUUAUACCAAGACAGUUAUGUAUCAAUGCAGGAUUUGAUGCCACAAAUAUUCUUAAUAAAUUACGCCAGAAACAUUCAAUGGGAAAAAUAUGGUAUGGAGUUGAUCUAAAUACUGAGGACGUUGCUGAUAAUUACGAAGCCUGUGUAUGGGAGCCUGCUGCAGUGAAAAUAAAUUGUCUGUCUGCAGCUUGUGAAGCAGCAAGUACCAUCUUAUCAGUUGAUGAAACUGUGAAAAACCCAUCAGCACGUGAAGAAAUGCCUGAAAGAGGGAUGAGAAGGCCGAUGUGA